Aspergillus campestris IBT 28561 is the source of this 926-nucleotide messenger RNA. RefSeq lists its product as uncharacterized. The transcript has a single exon. The coding region runs from base 297 to 830 and encodes 177 amino acids. Lineage: Eukaryota; Fungi; Ascomycota; Eurotiomycetes; Eurotiales; Aspergillaceae. The record is from RefSeq and is a predicted model, not a curated record.
UGUUCCCAUCCGUUGUUCUCUUGUCCCGUUCGUCUUUGAUAUUAAACAUCACGUACCUCACUCCGUGUACCCACGCCAAUCAUGUCGUCAUCCGUUUCCCUACCUCCAGAGCUCCGGCAUGACAUCUAUCUCCGGCAUUUCCGAUCAAUAACCAUAACCAGACAGGACAAAAACAAGACCAUCUCGCUCUUCUACGAGUCUGCCGUCUGAUCUACCACGAGGCAGAGCCACUCGCCAUCCCCAAUGUGAACAUCAUCUGCGAUCACAACGCCGACGUGAUAGAGGUUCUCAGCAGGAUGGACAUGGCACAGAUCACGCGCCUGAAACACUUGGCAGUCUGCCACUCGCCAACAGGUCUCAAACUUUUUGACUGCGGCAGGGAUUUGGAGCCCGAUACUCCAAAUGGGAAUCUCGAUGCUGCCGACCUUGAACUAGACGAAGGACUCCUCCGGUAUGAGGAACAUAAUGAUUCAGAUGGAGAGCUCGGGGAGAAUGAUAGCAUAGACUUGAGCAACGCCACCUGCGAGUCAGCCACCGAUGGAGACGACGAUGAAGACGACGAUGAACGCCGCCACGGCAUCCAGUACUUCCAUCUCGGUGCAGUUCUCGGACUAUUCCCCGGCCUGCAGUUUGACCUCCUCAAAGUGUUCAAUGGGGUUGGAUCAGGCCCUGAUACUAGUGUCCAUACCACCGACUGCUUCUCGUCCCUCCUAGCGGCCGAUGACUACCGGAAACUGUGGAUGGUACCGGCGGGCGGCGACGAGGGGCCAUGGUUGGACUCACCGUGCAUCGAGGAGUGGAAAGCCAUUAUAGCCACUCAUAUUCAAUAGCCACUCAUAUUUAAUCCCAUUCGGGUUGGAAAGUCGAAUUCACGCUGCCUUGCUAUGACUGGGAAGGUGAGCAGCGACCCAAGCAAUCGGAAUAUG